Hypoxylon trugodes is the source of this 2487-nucleotide messenger RNA. Its product is annotated as amidase. The coding region runs from base 417 to 2126 and encodes 569 amino acids. The transcript has 6 exons. NCBI's taxonomy places the organism in Eukaryota, Fungi, Ascomycota, Sordariomycetes, Xylariales, Hypoxylaceae. The record is from RefSeq and is a predicted model, not a curated record.
UUAAAUUACGGCAUGGAAUCAAACCGCAUGGUGGGGGUUGAAUGGCUUUGGUGUAGGUACAUCCACUAUAAUUCGGGACCUUGUUCCUUCUCGCUUCGUCUACUUUACGAGGUACGGAUAAGAGGGAGGGAAGGCUGAAAUGUGUCGGGACCCGAGCUACAUAUACUAAACGAGCUUAGCCUGUAAGUGGCUAGGUACAUACUGGGUUCUACCUGUAGGUUCUACCUGCCUAGCAUUACAAUCGGGUACUAUCUAUACACUAUAAUCAUUAUCUUUGGGAGGCUUUUUCUUUUGCAAGCAUGUACCACUGCAUAUAUAAAAUACCUAUCUUGUGAUCGGAUCGGAUCGCGAUAUCGAAUUAGAAAUGGAAGUGCAAGACUCCUCACACAAGGUCAGAGUGAAAUCAUAUUGUUACAAUGGCUCCCGCUACAGUUACGAUUGCCAACGGCGCGAAAUGGCAGGACGUAGCAGCGGAUCGGCAACGACAUAGAGAUGCAACUAUUGCGGAGGUCCGCCCGCCCGUGCCGGAACCGGAAACCCUGCCUCUCAACAGUACAAAAACUCCGGCGGAGUUACUAACCAAGGAAGAAGUCGAAAUCACGAGUGUAAACGUCGAGGAUCUAGUCAAAAAGAUAGCCUCGGGCGAAUGGACUUCAACGGCUGUCAUCAAUGCAUUCUUGCGUCGAGCUGGCCUCGCUCAGAAGCUUACCAACUGCAUCACAGAACUGCUCCCUAAACGAGCCUUAGGUAGGGCAGCUGAGCUCGAUCAGUACUUCGCUACCCACAAGAAGCCGAUUGGGCCACUCCACGGUGUCCCGAUCAGUACCAAAGAGCUCUUCGGUUUGAAGGGUGAGGAUAUAAAUGCGUCCUAUGUGAGCUGGGUUGGCAAGACAGUCGACGAGGAUGCCUUGAUUGUGCAAUGUUUGCUGGAUGCCGGGGCAGUAGUCUACGCGAGAACUACACAGCCGCAGACUUUAAUGGCAGUUGAAGCGCACAGUAACCUAUAUGGAGUCACCGUGAACCCCUAUAACCGAACUUUGACAUCUGGCGGGUCAUCCGGCGGAGAAGGUGCAUUGAUUGGGAUAAGAGGCUCGAUUCUUGGGAUAGGGAGUGACAUCGGUGGAUCCAUCCGUGUCCCAGCAGCCAACAAUGGCCUUUUCGGGUACAAGCCGACGACUUCACGUCUCCCAACCCUCGGAUCAUAUGCUCCUAUGGCUUACGCAGAAUCCAUUGCGGUAUCUCCCGGUCCUCUAUCAACAAGUCUCAAGGGCCUAGAGCUCUUUACCAAGGUUGUCCUGGACCGAAAGCCGUGGUACAAGCAGCCAAGUUUAGUCGCUUUCGACUGGAGGGACCCAGCAACGUUCUUCCCGGAUAGGAAGAUUCGCGUUGGUGUUUUCUCCCACGAUGGCGUCGUAAGACCACAUCCGCCUAUUUUGAGGGGAAUUGCCGAGCUCGUCGAGAAAUUAAAGAAGAGUCCUAAUGUCGAAGUUGUCGAGUGGAAGCCGUGGAAGCACGACCUUGCCUGGGCUACCAUAGCGGCUCUCUACUACGCUGAUGGCGGUGCCGAAGUUAAAGCUGCGGUUAAUGCAUCUGGCGAGCCAUGGUUACCCCUGACCAAAUUCAUCCUUCUUGAUAACCCCCACGUUAAAGAACACACCAUCGCCUCGCUCUGGUCUGCCGUCGGCGCCCGCGACGCCUACCGCCAGGAAUACGCCAAACUGUGGAGCGAGACAGCCGCUACAGAUCCGAAGGGCAAGAACAGACCCUUCGACAUCAUUAUCUCGCCCGUAGGCCCUGGUGUCGCGCCCAAGCACGGCACUGCGAGAUACUGGGGCUACGCUAGUCAAUGGAAUUUGCUCGACUACCCAGGCAUUAUAUUCCCGGUCGCGGAUGCGGUUGGCGCCCCAGAGAGGGAGGAGCCGUAUGCAUAUCCGGCGGAUUAUCAGCCUUUGGGCGAGUCGGAUAAGUACUUUUAUGAUCUUUGGAAGGAGCACGGCGCGGCCGGGUAUAAAGAUGCGCCGAUUGCGCUGCAAGCUGUUGCCAGGAGAUUCGAGGAUGAGAAGCUGUUUAGAGCUGUACAGAUCGUGCUGGAGGAGGCUGGGUUGCCAGCUGUGGUUCCUGCGUAAGAGAUGGCUCUUGACUCAUCAGAAGUUCUGUGCUAAAGAUUGAAAUGCUCGCCAACAACGAAGUACUUGUUAGUUUGGAAGUCUGUUAUGUCCUAGAUAAUUCCGUAUUAUAAAGUAUAUCCUAGCCUAUCUUUAACUCGCGUUCUCAGUGGACGAAAUGGUAGUUGCGUGAAGGGUGCGUUUUUUGCCGAGAAUUUUUAGAAGCACGAGUUGUGUAGCCUAGACUAUCGCAUUUCUGCGUCUUGGUUUUAUCUCCGCCACCCCUUGAAGAGAUUUGAGACAUGUGGCUAGACGGAGACAAGAACUGUGCUGUUAUAGCGUAUCAGGUAGCAGCCAGCUAUGCAGACGUCGCAAUGCCCCU